AUGGAGCUGGAAUCCUCGCAGGAGCCGCCGGUGAAGAGGCGCAGAUUCUUCAAGGAUGCGGAUGAGCCUUCGUCCGAUCCGGCGGCGUUUAGUCCGAAGCGCGAGUACAGCUCGUCGCUCGAGCCGAGGCGGUUCUUCAAGACGGAGGACGAGGAUGACGACGACGAGGUAAUACCGAAGAAGGAGGACGACGGGGCACCAAAGAAGGAAGAGGCUGAUUCCUCAGGGCAACAAGACUCGUCGGCGGUCACUUUCGAUCGGGACACAUUCGAGAGCUUUGUUGGAGGCAAAGUUGCCGCCAACGUCCUGCGUACGAUUCAGCAACACUGCGGAAACAACCUUGAACGAGCCGUCAACAUGUACUUUGACGGCACCUACAAGAAGCUCAUGAUGAAGUCGAAGCCCCCAUCUGCGAGCCGGACACAGUCUACGGAUGGGCUGAUCCAGCCGUCGCCGCUUCCAAUUCGACGCAACAUGCCAUCCGCACGAUACGUGGGCGCUUUCGGCGUCGAGGGGUGGGCUACCAGAAGCGGCACGAAUCUCUUGAAGCAUGGUGAAGCCGUCAGGAUCGAGCGACAAAAGAUACAGCCUCCUCCGCCGCCAAAGACGAAGCCCCGGCUCGGAGUCCCCCCUACCCCGGUCAAAACGAACACGGCUGCCUCGAGACGAGUCGACGUCAUUGUGCGAUUUACGAACCAAAGGGGCCAGGAGAUUGGGCGUCUGGCCAAGGAUACGGCUAAUUGGGUGUCGACAUUGAUGGACCAGAAGAUUUGCAAGUUCGAGGGUACAUGCGUGUACUGCCCUGAGCGUGCACGAACAAACGACACCGUCUUCCUCCAGCUGCGAUGCUUCCUGCUCGACUCUGCCUUUGUCGACCGCGGCUUCACCCCCGCGAGCGAUGCGUCAGCUACCUGGUUCGAACAACAGACUGAAACAGCGCAAGAGAAAGAACUUCGACUGAGGCAGGUUGCGCUGGUCAGGCUGUUUCAAGAGAUCAAUCUCCAGCCCGUCAUCGCCAACGCUGCCGCGAAAGAUGGGAGGUCGGGGCUUCUUCAAGCCGCCGAAAUGGACGAGCAGAAGCAAAAAGAAUCCAAGAAGGCGGUUGCGAAUGGUAACAAGGAGUCUGGAAACUCAUCACCGUCUGAUGAGGCAGAAGAAGGAGAGGAGCUGGAACAAGACCAACUCGAUGCGCUGUAUAAAAAGGCCCAGACAUUCGACUUUAACAUGCCCGAAGCAGAGCCGGCGAGCACAUUUGCCAUGACGCUUCGCCCCUAUCAAAAGCAAUCCCUACAUUGGAUGAUGGCCAAGGAGAAGGACGAAAAGAGUCACAGGGAGCCAUCGAUGCAUCCGCUAUGGGAGGAAUAUGUGUGGCCUGUCAAAGAUGUCGACGACAAGGACCUGCCUGUAGUAGAGGGACAGUCCAAGUUUUACGUCAACCCGUACUCUGGCGAUCUGUCCUUGGACUUUCCGGUUCAGGAGCAGCACUGUCUCGGCGGGAUCCUUGCUGAUGAGAUGGGGUUGGGAAAGACGAUUCAGAUGCUCAGCCUGAUUCAUACGCACCGAUCCGAGAAUUCUCGGAAUACCGGACACUCCUCCCUGGACGGGUUGAGCCAGCUCCAACGCUUGGGCAAGAAUUCGCCAAACGUCUUGGAUGCGCCUCGCACAACGUUGGUGGUGGCCCCGAUGUCACUACUGUCACAGUGGUAUAGCGAGGCCGAGAAGGCUUCCGUGGCCGGCAGCAUGAAGAUUCAGCUAUACUACGGCGCUGAAAAGGCACUGAAUCUGCAGGCCCUCUGCUGUGGCUCCAGCGCCCCAGACCUCGUCAUCACCAGCUAUGGCGUUGUUCUGUCAGAGUUCACCAGCAUUGCCGCGAAGAACGGCGACAGGUCUUUGCACAAUGGCAUCUUCUCUCUCAAGUUCUUUCGCGUGAUCCUUGACGAGGCACAUUACAUCAAGAAUAGAGCGUCCAAGACGGCACGAGCGUGCUACGAGAUCUCAGCCGACCAUCGAUGGGCGCUGACGGGCACCCCCAUUGUCAACAGACUGGAAGACCUAUUCAGCUUGGUGCGUUUCCUGGGCGUCGAGCCAUGGAACAACUUUUCGUUCUGGAAGACCUUCAUCACCGUGCCAUUCGAAUCUGGCGACUUUGUGCGCGCCUUGGACGUGGUGCAGACGGUCUUGGAGCCACUGGUCACCCGAAGAACCAAGGACAUGAAGACGCCGGACGGCCAGCCACUGGUGCAGCUCCCGCCGAAGCAGAUUGAAAUUGUUGAGGUGGAACUCUCAAAGCCAGAGCGAGACAUCUACGACCACAUCUUCAACAAGGCAAAGAACACUCUUACCAGGAAUGUCGAGGCCGGAACGUUGCUCAAGGCGUUUACGACUAUUUUUGCUCAGAUUUUGCGGCUCCGUCAGUCGUGCUGCCAUCCUGUUCUGGUCCGUAACAAAGACAUUGUUGCCGAUGAGGAAGAGGCUGGCGCUGCGGCCGACGCGGUCACGGGCCUGGGCGACGACAUGGACCUUGAAUCGCUCAUUACCCAGUUCACCGCCAUUACGGACGAAGCCACCAAGGACAAGCAGACGUACGGGGCGCACGCGCUGGACGAGAUCCGGAACGAAGCCGAAAAGGAAUGCCCGCUAUGCUUUGACGAGCCGAUGAAUGAGCAGAUUGUGACUGGGUGCUGGCACUCUGCGUGCAAAAAGUGCCUGAUGGAUUUUAUCAAGCACGAGACGGAUCAUGCCAGGGUGCCAAGGUGCUUCAACUGCCGUGCACCGCUCAACCAGCGAGACCUGUUUGAGGUUGUGCGUCACGACGACAGCGACGAUGCGUUUGCUUCAUCAAAGCCUCGAUACAGCCUUCAACGACUCGGCCUCAACUCGUCGUCCGCCAAGAUUGCUGCGCUGAUAUCGGAGCUCCGGGCACUACGCCGAGAGCGGCCCAACAUGAAGUCGAUUGUCUUUUCGCAAUUUACAUCCUUUCUGUCCUUGAUCGAAACUGCCCUUACGCGCUUCAACAUCAAGUUUCUGCGCCUCGACGGAAGCAUGUCGCAGCGGGCCAGAGCAGCGGUGCUGCAGCAGUUUACAGAGAGCAACGGCUUCGUGGUGAUGCUGAUGAGCCUGCGAGCUGGAGGCGUGGGCCUGAACCUCACAAGCGCGGGGCGCGUGUUCAUGAUGGAUCCUUGGUGGAGCUUCGCCGUGGAGCUGCAGGCGAUUGAUCGGGUGCACAGACUCGGGCAGCAGGAUGAGGUGGUGGUGAAGAGGUUCAUUGUGAGGGGAACUGUGGAGGAGAGGAUGCUCAAGAUCCAAGACAGGAAGAAGUUUAUCGCAACAUCACUGGGUAUGAUGAGCGAUGAGGAGAAGAAGCUGCAGCGGAUCGAGGACAUUAAAGAACUCCUCAGCUAG
Trichoderma reesei QM6a is the source of this 3402-nucleotide messenger RNA. RefSeq lists its product as uncharacterized. Gene Ontology annotation, molecular function: nucleic acid binding; ATP-dependent chromatin remodeler activity; ATP binding. The transcript is spliced from 3 exons. The record is from RefSeq and is a predicted model, not a curated record. Lineage: Eukaryota; Fungi; Ascomycota; Sordariomycetes; Hypocreales; Hypocreaceae. Bases 1 to 3402 code for a protein of 1133 amino acids.